AAUAAAAUACGUGAAUCUGUUGGCAUUUAGAAACUCGGUGUCGGGAUCAUGGAAUAGAAGGGACGGCAGGAGGGAAUGCAGAGUGCAGGGGGUUGGUGACUACUGAGGGGAUAAAGGAGAGGGAAAAAAAUGAGUGAAAGAGAGUACAGAGUAGUGAGUUUAGUAGUAAAGUAAUAGGAAUAGAGAAGAGAGAAAAAAUAUAUGAGAGAAGAAGAGAGUAGAGGAAAAGUAACUGGAGAGAGAGAGAGGGAAUGAGUUUUUCUUUUAGUACCGAAAGGGAGCUGAAUGUAAAAGCUCUUUCAAUUCGUGUGUGCUCGUGUGUAUUUGAGGUUGAUUGCGUUUGAGAAAUAACAGUUGGAUUGUUGUUGAAUAGCUACAGCACGACACCAAAGAGAGAAGAGGAUAUAUUUUAGUUUUGCUAAUAGUGCAAGAGAGAUCGAUUCCAUCAGAGGUAGACGGGAAGAGGAGUCAAGAUGGUGUCCACUCGACAGUCUAGUAACAUGGGAAGCAAAGUCGAUGGCAAUGAAUCUGGACGGAAACAUGGACAGCAUGCUAGUGCUCGUUCCUCGCCUGAACCAGCACCUAGACGCAGUCUUAAUAUUCUGGACCUGCCGCCGGAGAUUUUUGAAAAAAUCACCAGCUACUUGGACUACCACACAGUCGCGAACAUGCGUCCGGUAUGCCACCAAAUGAAUUCGACGUGCGGCUCGAUAUUGAGCUCAUCGUUCCAACGAGUUCAAGCACAAAUGCUGAGUCGUUUUCAUGGAAUAAAAGCAAAGAUGCCGAGACGUGAAUCUGCUCGUCGCAACCAUCCGCUGUCCUGUGAAUCAGAUAUUAUUGAAACUGUUCACAUGCGGCUUACUUUGUUACAAAUGACGUUUGGCAAACACAUUGAACGUAAACAUUGCUGCUUUUUUCCUGGUUUGAUUCUAGAUGAAGUUAAUCGUGUUUUACACUACAUCAAAGUAACUCCAAAACUUGUAAAGCCAUACAAAGUUACUGAUGAAUUAUUUGAUUUGAGUACAAUGGCUAUGGAAUUUUUCAAAGAGCACAUUGAGCCAACUCUGCCAGAAAUUGCAUGCUUUGGUGAUUUUCUUGACAUUGCUAGCACAUUUUCAACGUCAAGUAGCGUAAGCAAACCAUUCCUCUGUCUGGAUACUCUACCAAUGGCUGAAAGCAGCGAUUGCAGUAGCAGUAGCAUAGAAUGUUCAUCCCGGCCUUCAUUACACGACGAGCCCGAAUUACUGGAGAUAAAUAUGCCGCCCCAAUCAAAUAUGGUACUCAGAAAACGCAUACGUAAAAUAAAACAAGGAAUGAAAAGAUACAACAGCCAGCUGUUGUUGAUGCGACGUGACCUCAAGUCUUGCAAAGCUAAAAUUGCCGAACAGCAGAAACAAAUUCUCGAAUACGCAAAUCGUCUUGAUGAUAAUGAUAAAAAAAAUGAAGAAACAUCGAGAAAGUUCAGCACUCUGCUACAGGUAUUUACUAAGGAACUAAAUAAAUGCAAGACAGAAUUGCAGUACUGGCGAUCAAAAUCACCAGCAAUACCUGUUUGCAAUGGAUGCGGUCAGUCGAUGCCGAUGCCCGCUGAAGAUUUGCAAGCACUAGCCAAUCAAUCGGCCAGCGUAUUGGCAGAAUCAUUUGCUGAACCACUUAAUUUCAUUCCUAUUGCUUUUGAUAGUCCUACUGAGUCAACUCAAGAUCAAUUAUCAUCCCAGCAGCAGCAGUCGACAUCACAGUCAUCAGUAAUGGCACCACCAAAAGCACCACUUUCUGUUCCCACAAAACGAAAAAUUUCCGUCGAUGACAUUACGUCUGAUGGAAAUAAAAAAUCACGGCGUACUGUCAAGUCGCGUCAAGCAAAACGUUCGAAAAUUUAAAAAAAUAAAACAAAAUGGUACAAAAUUAUGUAAUUAAUAAUAAUAGUUUUGAUUGAUUAUAUAAUUUAUUUCCAAUGGAAUAUUAAUUGAUCUUUAUUAUUAUUAAUUUAUUAAUUUUAUACGUUUUAUUUCUUGCAGGAUUGUCGUAAGUGUUCAUUUUUUUAAAAUUUAUUUAAGAAGUUUAUUUUAUUUAGUAAUGAAUUUUAAUUACUUUUUUUUUUCGCUUUCAUUUUUAUGGAUAAUUAUUAUUAAUUGUAAUUGGGGGAAAUUUAAUUAGUUCUGAUUUAGAAAACUAAUGAGACGAGACAUUUUUUAAAAAUUUUUUCUAUAAUUAAAAAAAAUUAAUUAUUUAAAUUAAAAUUUUGUAUGAUUAUAAUUUAAAGUCAUGUAAAUUUAAUUUAUAUUAAUAUGUAAAUAAAAUAAAUCACAAUAUCAAGGAUUUAUUUUUAAAAAUAAAAUAUCGUUUAGUUGAAUAGAAAAAAAUUAUCACGAAAUUUAAAAAAAGUUUCUAAAAAAUUUAACUAAAUAAAUAAACUUCUUAUAAAUAAAAAUUUAGUUAAUUAUUAUUAUUAUUACGAUAACUUAAUUUAAUGUGUUUACUUUGUGACACUGAGGACAAUAUCCGUGCGGAGAACUUGCCGUAGCUAAAUAAAUUAAAAAUUAUAAAUCCGAAUUAAUAUUAAGAAAAAUUAUAACGGAGUAAUAAAAUAUAAAUUUUAUCUGUUAUAAUUUUUUUUUUCUUUUUUAAUAUAAUUCCUUAUAUUUUGUUAUUUCUUAAUCAUCUUCUGUACGAAUUUUCGUGUCAGUGAGGAGGUGAAUUAUUUUAUUUUAGCUGAAUUGUAAAUCAUCAAUAAAUUGUUUUAAUUGUAGAAAAAAAAACAUCACGAUUGUAUAAAAAAAAAAACGUCGCAAUUAAGAUUGCAAAUUGUAUAAUUGUAAAUUUGAUGCGAAUUGAUGAAAUUGUAAAAAAAAAAAAAUGAUUAAAUUAUCUCACUGAUCGAAAUAAACUAUCAAUUAACGACCACUUACUGAUAUAAUUAUUUACAACUAAUGAAAUAAUAAUAAAUAAAUAAAUGAAACAGUAGAACAAAUAAAAAAUAGAUAAAGUGUAGUUGAUAAUAAUAUAUGAACUAUUCAUGAUUAUUAUUAUACUCAUACUUAAAUAUAUAUUUAAUUGAUAUCAAUAAUAAAUAUUUACUUUAAUACAAAUAAAAAAAAAUAAAUAAAAAAUAUAUAGUUUAAAUCUAUAUUAUAUAUAUAUAUUUGAAUGGAGAUGUGACGUAUGUGCUUAAGGCAUUUUAGUUUUAAUUUUAAAAAUCCAUCAAAUUUAUUAUCAAUACACUGUAAAAAAAUUUGCGGAGUGGGUGACUUUUUAUUUAUUUAAUUCCCGCGGAGUGAAUUUCACUCCGAAGGGGAGUUUCAGAAAAUAUUAAUUAUAAAAAAAAUUACUAAUACAUAGUGAGCUUGGGUCUUUGAUAUUUAGACAUUUAUAUUGAGCACGGAAAUAAUUACGAGCUCCCUUUCCAUAUAUUAACGCGAAAUGAUUUUUAAAAAUUAUAAGCAGCUGAUAAUAAAACUUUAACAAAUAUAAUUCCACUGAGUCACAAACUGUCGAAUGACUUACAUCAACCAUACCACGAGAUAACAUUUCAUAUAGCACCGAAAUAUAAAAUAUUCCCAUGAAAACUAUGUCACUAUAGCUAUCCAAUAAUUUAAUAUUUUCACUAUGUAUUAUAUAUAUGAAAUUAUAAUUUAGUGAGUUACUAAAACAUUUUAUAAAUUAAAAAGAUAAUAUUUUAAGUUUAAUUAUUAAUAUCUGAAUGAAUUAUUUAUUUAAAUAAUUAUUUUUCUAAUUAACAGCUGUUUCUAUUAAAUAUAAAUUUAUUUAAGUAUUAAAACUCCGGACCGGAGUGAAUGCAGAUUUAAAUAAAAUCCGCGUCACUCCGAAAUCCCUCCGGCCAUAAAAAAAUCCCUAUUCACUCCUUACGCGGAUUGAUUUUUUUUUAAACUCCGGAACUCCGAGUAACGGAGUGAGUUCGCAUUGAAAUAAAAUUCGCAUUCACUCCCGAUUUUUCACAGUGUAGUAUUGAUAUUAAUUAAUAUUGAUUAAUAAAUAUAAACAAAUAUAUAUAUUGAUUAAAGAAAGAAAAAAUCUAUAUAUAUAUAUAUAUAUAUAUAUAUAUAUAUAUAUAUAUAUAUAUAUAUAUAGAUAUAUAGGAAUGAAAGAGAUUGAAUGCACGGGAAACAAAUAUAUACAUAUAAAUAUAUAUAUUGAUAAAUUUAAUUUGGACGUCAUAAGAUUACAAAAAAAAAAUUAACAAAUUAUAUUUUGAAAAAAAAAGUGACCUUUCAUGGGGUGCAUUUGGAAAUAUUCUAGAUUAUGGCUUUAGUAAAAUAUACAAAUGGCGCGAAAAUUUUAAAUUUUUUGUUUGACUGUUAAAAAAAAAAUAUAAAUCGUAGAAAUUAAGAGAAAUUGUCGUCCUUAGUUUGAUUUUUUUAAAUUAAAUUUCGAACAGGUGACAAUAUUUUAAAUUAUUCGUGAGCUAUUUUUAAUAUUUCAAUUUUUUCUAGUGAGAAAUAAAAAAAAUAUUUUUUGAAAUUUAUAUUUAGUUUUUAAAUUUGAAUAUUUUGGCGCCAAUUGUUAUAUUUAACUAGAGCUUGAGAAUUUUCUAAUGCACUCUGAAAAUUUUUGGAAUCAAUUUAAAAUAAAAAUUAAUUAAAUUUUUUUUUUUUU
This is a messenger RNA of Microplitis mediator, 4614 nucleotides long. It is a transcript of the gene dmpd, whose product is annotated as F-box only protein 28. The transcript is spliced from 6 exons. The coding region runs from base 474 to 1880 and encodes 468 amino acids. The record is from RefSeq and is a predicted model, not a curated record. Gene Ontology annotation, cellular component: nucleus. Gene Ontology annotation, biological process: positive regulation of DNA-templated transcription. Lineage: Eukaryota; Metazoa; Arthropoda; Insecta; Hymenoptera; Braconidae. Gene Ontology annotation, molecular function: transcription coactivator activity; protein binding.